AUGGGCACUUGGACUGCCAACCUGUUCCAGAACAUUCUGGACUCGCGGCGGCAGAAAUAUGGCGACGGGAAUGCCAAAACCCUCACAAGCAUGACACACAUGGGAGGCAUCCUUGAGAAACGAGGCCAGCUCAAUGACGCCCUGGAUCAUUAUGGUGAAGCGAUGCACUAUCGGAGGGAGGUGCUGGGUGACAAGCAUCCCAAAACUUUACAGAGCAUCGGAAAGAUGGCUGCCAUGUGCAAGCAGCAUGGGCAGCACUAUGAGGCGCAGAUCCUCGCACAAGAAGCACUCUUCGGCUCGCGCAAGAUGUUCGGCGAGCAGGCACCCGACACACUGGAUGCGGUCAACAACCUUGGGGCUGUGUGGAAGGCGCAGGGCGAGUUCAAAGAGGCGGAGAAAUGCUUCAGGGACGCAUACAAGAGGCGCCAGGAAACUCUCGGACCCAAGCACCCGGACACUCUCACAAGCCUCAACAACUUGGCCUGCACUGUUGAUGAGCUGGGGAACGCCAAGGAGGCUGGCAAACUGUAUCAGCAGUGCCUAGAGACCCGCAGAACUGUCCUCGGGCCUUCUCACCCUGACACCAUGACGAGCAUGAGUAACCUGGCACUCUUUUUGCGUGCCAACGGGCAGAGGCUGGAAGCAGAGGCGCUCUUGGUGAAGGUGUUGGACGGCCGACGCAAGAUCUUUGGCAUCAAGCACCCAGACACCAUCAUCAGCAUGAACAAUUGCGCGGCGAUUGCGAGGGAUGAGGUUCAGGACUUUCGCGAGAGCAAUGACACGCUCGAGUUGAAGAAAGCCUUUGAGAAAGCCCACGUUCUUCUCAGAGAGGCAGUGGCUGCUUCUCAGAAGAAUUUGGGCAAGCGACAUCCGCUUGCAUUGAAGAGUAUGAACAAUCUCGCUGGCUUGCUCCGCGACAACGGGAAUCUCGAGGAAUCCGAGAAGCUUUAUGAGAAGGUGGUGGAUGGUAUGCGGUCAUGUCAAGGUUUCAAUCAUCUGGACACUUUGACGGCCAUCAACAACCACGCUGGAGUGCUUAGACUCCAGGGUGAUGCAGUUCGAGCUGAAGGGCUCUACAAGGAAGCGGCCGAAGGGAUCGUGAAGAAGCUCGGAGACGCACACCCAAUAAGCUUGUCUACGCUCUACAACUGGGCUUUGACCUUGGAUGCACUAGGGGACUUCGAGAGCGCCAUCCCGCUCUACCUGCACCACUUGGAGCAUGGGCAGUACACCCCAGAGCAGAGGGUCGCAGCGGCGCGGCAGCUCAGCGAGCGCCUGCGAAGGGCCGGGAAGCUCGAUGAGGCUCGGGAGCUCCGACGGCGCAUGAACAUCCGGAAAGCCGAGCGCCGCGGAAGCCGCAUCUUCUGGAUGCGUGGUUGCACCUUAUCUUUCCAGCGCCUGCGCAGGCCGCUGCUCUUUGCCCUCGCGGUCACAGGGAUCGCUGGGGCUGCAGUGCCGGAAGGCGCAGCAAAACCCAUACCGUCCUGUCCUGCCGAAAUCGAGCAGGGCAUGGUUGCAGGCGAUGACUCGGGAAGCACUGGCAAGAGGCCGUCAGUGCUGUUGCAGAUGACGUCACCGCGGCACCAGGCUGCACCGGUACACGAGGAUUCCGAGGAGGAUGAUCACAUCUCUGGUUCAUCCGGAGAUGUUCGAGAGGCUGGUCGAGCACCGACAGACAGGCAGCCGAACUUGCAGUUCUGGAGCUGGCAGCUGCCCAACGCGUCGCGAUACUGGGCAUCGUAUCCCUACGCCAGCCUAGGGCGGCUUUCUGACUCCAGCAUGCUGGUCCUGCCGGCUAUGGCCCUUAUAUCCGUUGUCUUCAGCUGCUCAGUAGUCGUGUGCUUCGUGGCAUCAUACCGACCACGGCGUGGGAAGCACUUGGACUCACAGUUUGAACCGGCCUCGUUGGGGCUUCCCCCCGGCUAUGGUUGUAAGCCCUUCUGGCUAGGGACGUAA
Molecule: messenger RNA, 1956 nt
Organism: Symbiodinium sp. CCMP2592
Lineage: Eukaryota; Dinophyceae; Suessiales; Symbiodiniaceae
Source: the annotation of a GenBank genome assembly